CUGGUCUCAGAGACCUAUCAAUUGCAUCUGAGUUGCAGGGGCCAUGGCUUCCAAAUGCCUCAAGGCAGGCUUCUCUUCUGGGUCUCUCAAGAGCCCAGGAGGGGCCAGUGGGAGCUCCACUCGUGUGUCUGCAAUGUACUCCAGCAGCUCUUGCAAGCUCCCGAGUCUCUCCCAUGGGGCCAGAAGUUUCUCUGCCUGCUCAGCGGGUCUGGGCAGAAGCAGCUACAGGGCUACCAGUUGCCUCCCUACUCUCUGCCUCCCCGCCGGAGGCUUCACUACCAGCUACAGCGUGAGUGGGGGCUGGUUUGGGGAGGGUAUCCUCACUGGCAAUGAGAAGGAGACCAUGCAAUCCCUGAACGACCGCUUGGCCAGCUACCUGGAGAAGGUGCGUCAGCUGGAGCAGGACAAUGCCAGCCUGGAGAGCCGCAUCCGUGAGUGGUGUGAGCAGCAGGUCCCCUACAUGUGCCCCGACUACCAGUCCUACUUCCGGACCAUUGAGGAACUCCAGAAGAAGACCCUGUGCAGCAAGGCUGAGAAUGCCAGGCUGGUGGUGGAGAUUGACAAUGCCAAAUUGGCCGCAGAUGACUUCAGGACCAAGUAUGAGACGGAGGUGUCCCUGCGGCAGCUGGUGGAGUCAGACAUCAACGGCCUGCGCAGGAUCCUGGAUGACCUGACCCUGUGCAAGUCUGACCUGGAGGCCCAGGUGGAGUCCCUGAAGGAGGAGCUGCUCUGCCUGAAAAAGAACCAUGAGGAGGAAGUGAACUCACUGCGCUGCCAGCUUGGUGACCGGCUCAAUGUUGAGGUGGACGCUGCCCCCCCUGUUGACCUGAACCGAGUUCUGGAUGAGAUGAGGUGCCAGUACGAAACCCUCGUGGAGAAUAACCGCCAGGAUGCCGAAGACUGGUUUGACACCCAGACUGAGGAGCUGAACCAGCAGGUGGUUUCCAGCUCAGAGCAGGUGCAGUCCUGCCAGGCAGAGAUCAUCGAGCUGAGACGGACAGUCAACACCCUAGAGAUUGAGCUGCAGGCCCAGCACAGCAUGAGAGAUGCCUUGGAAUCCACCCUGGCAGAGACGGAGGCCCGCUACAGCUCCCAACUGGCCCAGAUGCAGUGCAUGAUCACCAACGUGGAGACCCAGCUGACCGAGAUCCGGGCUGACCUGGAGCGGCAGAACCAGGAGUACCAGGUGCUGCUGGACGUCCGUGCCCGGCUAGAGUGUGAGAUCAACACAUACCGGGGCCUGCUGGAGAGUGAGGACAGCAAGCUCCCCUGUAACCCAUGUGCACCUGACUACUCACCCUCCAAGUCAUGCCUUCCCUGUCUUCCUGCGGCCUCCUGCGGUCCUAGUGCAGCCCGCCUAACCUGCAGCCCCCGCCCCAUUUGUGUGCCCUGCCCAGGGGGCCGGUUCUGAGAGCCCAGGGUCUGGCCCUGAAAAGGCUCACUGCAAAUAUGUGCCUUAGUUUCUCAGAGCCUGUCACAAAGGCUGGCUGAUCCCAAAGGUCUCAAUUCCUCAUCAUUUCAAUGGUGUCUCUGUUCUCAGGCUGCCUCCUGGGUCAGCUUUUCCUUCUGGGUGCUGUUACAGUGGAUUCUGAAAUGCAGUAGAGGGCUUUUGUUGGCAGAACAAUAAAGUGCAUUUUUUCAGGCCCCUGAUGCCUAACUGGCACCA
This is a messenger RNA of Chlorocebus sabaeus (green monkey), 1666 nucleotides long. NCBI's taxonomy places the organism in Eukaryota, Metazoa, Chordata, Mammalia, Primates, Cercopithecidae. The record is from RefSeq and is a predicted model, not a curated record.